Molecule: messenger RNA, 5620 nt
Organism: Arachis stenosperma
Lineage: Eukaryota; Viridiplantae; Streptophyta; Magnoliopsida; Fabales; Fabaceae
Product: mediator of RNA polymerase II transcription subunit 23
Exons: 22
Coding region: 462-5255 (1597 amino acids)
Biological process (GO): regulation of transcription by RNA polymerase II; positive regulation of gene expression
Cellular component (GO): mediator complex; transcription regulator complex
Source: RefSeq, a predicted model, not a curated record
GACUCACGCGUUCUCACUUUUUCAUUAUCCAAUUUCAUAAUUACCAUGCUUGUCCACUUGAAUAUGAUGGAUGAUGACAAUACAAAAUUAAUUUGCAUCUUUUGAAAUUAUUUCAUAUUUGGGCACUCCCAGAAUUGGCAAAACAAGUACCCUCUUUUGCAUGCAGGUCUCUGCAGUCUGCACCCACUUGAUCCAAGCACACUCUCAGAAACUUGAACAGAGCAUCUGUCCUUGCCAAGGCUCGCUUAAAAAAAAAAAGGAAAGUCGUUUAGGAAAAAGAAAUUGUAAUUUAUAAGAGUAUUUAAAAUACUUUAUCAUAAAAUUGUGACUUUAUCUCUACUGUUUUUUUGGACAGAAGAAAAAAAGAAUUCAUUAAUCGAAAUUCGAAAGUGUAAUUGAAGAAGCGAACUUAAGAGUUAUGCAUUGACUGAAAUUAACUUAGUGGCGUGGGUAGCAGAAGAAUGGAUCAAACUCAGAGGGUUGCAGCCAUGGCAACGGCAACAGCCUCGCGCGCUCACCAGUUCCACCCUGCACGUUCACCCAUUCUCGAUCUCUUCAACCUUUACUUGGGAAGGCAUACCGCGCACAAGAACGAUGACUCAAUUCACGAACCACCGAAUAAAACACAGAAGCGUGUACUUGCUCUUAGAGAUAUCCCUCCGCCAAAUGAGCAGUUCCUUGUGGAUUUUGAGCAGCUACAGAAUCAGUUUCCGGAUCAAGAUCAGUUACGCUCUGUCACCGAAACCAUUAUCAUAUCGCUAGUCAUGCAGUGCAGUAGCCAUGGCCCACGAGCAGAAUUUCUCCUUUUUGCCAUACGAAGCUUGUGCAGUAUUGGCUGCAUUAACUGGGAUACUCUUCUUCCAUCGCUCCUUGCCUCCGUUUCUUCAGCAGAAUUUCCUGUUGGUCAUGGCAGUCAAUCAAUGCCAACUGUUUCGGCUUCGGGAUUAUCACAGUCAGGAAUGCUACCACCUACGACCUCUAUUGCCAAUUCUAAUAAUUUUCAGUCUUCAAAUCCUGCUUCUCCGAUACCUUCAAUUCAUCCUGUUGGCUCCCCUGCUCAGUCAGCUAUAGAACCAUUGUCUUGUUCAGCUUUAUCUCCAGUCAAAUCAUCUGAUGUUUCCAGCACCGGACCACAAUCUAAACAAGUGGCAUCCAUCAGAAACAACGAUCUUAGCAGCCUUCGCCAGCUAUGUUGCAAGAUUAUUUUAACUGGCCUUGAGUUUAAUUUGAAACCUGUGGUUUAUGCUGAAGUAUUCCACCAUAUGCUAAAUUGGCUGGUAAAUUGGGACCAGAGGCAACAGGGUCUUGACGAGUCUGAUCUACCAAAAUCAUGUGGACCUGACAAAGCCUUAACAGCUUGGCUACACAGUUGUUUGGAUGUGAUCUGGCUUUUAGUCGACGAAGGAAAAUGUCGAGUCCCCUUUUAUGAAUUAUUACGUAGUAGUUUGCAAUUCAUAGAUAAUAUUCCUGAUGAUGAAGCAUUGUUUACACUUAUCUUGGAGAUCCACAGGAGACGUGAUAUGAUGGCUAUGAACAUGCAAAUGUUAGAUCAGCAUCUUCAUUGCCCUACAUUUGGGACUCAACGGAUCCUUAAUCAAGCAACACUCAGUAUUUCAGGAGAAGCAGUAGCACAACCUCGACAGCCAGCGAUCACUUAUUUAAGUGUACUUGGAGAACCAUUGCAUGGGGAGGAUAUUGCGAAUUCUAUCCAGAAGGGAAGUUUGGACUGGGAGAGAGCUUUACGUUGUCUAAGGCAUGCUUUCCGCACUACACCAUCACCCGAUUGGUGGAGACGUGUGCUGGUAUUAUGUCCUUGCUUUAGGCCUUCUCAAGCACCUACUCCUGGUGCAGUGUUCUCGACAGAAAUGAUCAUUGAGGCAACUAUUGAUAGAAUUGUUGAACUUCUAAGAUUGACAAAUUCAGAGAUAAAUUGCUGGCAGGACUGGCUUGUCUUCUCUGACCUUUUCUACUUUCUUAUGAAAAAUGGGUGCAUUGAUUUUGUUGAUUUUGUGGAGAAAUUGGUGUCACGGCUUACAGAGGGUGAUCAUCCUGUUCUUAAGACAAAUCAUGUGACUUGGCUACUUGCUCAGAUAAUUCGGAUGGAGCUGGUCACGUCUACUUUGAACCCAGAUGCUAAAAAGAUUGACACAACCAGAAAGAUUUUAUCAGUUCAUAGAGAUGAGAGAAAUUCUGAUCCUAAUGGCCCUCAGAGUACUUUGCUUGAAUUUAUAAGCAGCUGUCAAUGCUUACGCAUAUGGUCGUUGAACACCACAACAAGAGAAUAUGUGAAUAAUGAGCAGCUUCAAAAAGGGAAGCAAAUAGAUGAAUGGUGGAAACAAGUAAGCAAAGGGGAUCGGAUGUUGGAUUAUAUGAACAUGGAUGAUCGGUCAAUAGGAAUGUUCUGGGUUUUGUCGUACACAAUGGCACAACCUACGUGUGAAACUGUAAUGAACUGGUUAACUUCAGCUGGCAUUGGCGAGUUGCCACCACAAACAAUGGGACAAACUGAGAGAUUACUCGCUACACGAGAAGUGACCCCUUUGCCCAUGUCAUUGUUAUCUGGACUUUCGUUGAACUUAUGUGGGAAGCUGUCCAUGCUAAUGGAGGAGGCUUUGUUUGUUGGGCAGGUUAUACCCAGCAUUGCGAUUGUUGAAACGUACACUAGAUUGUUGCUCGUCUCACCUCAUUCAUUAUUUCGCUCACAUUUCAAUCAUUUAGUGCAAAAAAAUUCUUCGUUAUUGAGCAAGUCUGGAGUAACACUUUUGUUGCUUGAGAUAUUGAACUACCGGUUACUUCCACUUUACAGGUACCAUGGAAAAAACAAAGUCUUGAUGUUUGAUGUGACAAAGAUUAUGUCUGCCCUAAGAGGCAAAAGAGGAGAUCAUCGAAUAUUCAGAUUAGCUGAAAACUUAUGCCUGAAUCUUAUUUUCUCAUUGAGAGAUUUCUUCUUUGUUAGAAGGGAAGGAAAGGGUCCAUCUGAAUUUACGGAAACCUUGAACCGAGCAGCUGUUGUAACACUUGCUAUACUUAUUAAAACACGUGGGGUUGCAGAUGCUGAUCACCUGCAUUAUCUACAAAGUAUGUUGGAACAAACAUUGGCAACAAGCCAUCAUACAUGGUCAGAAAAAACACUACGCUUCUUCCCUCCAGCUUUGCGUGAAGCAUUGAGUGGCCGAAUGGAUAAUCGAAGCCAGGAAAUAAAAUCAUGGCAGCAGACAGAAUCCACUGUCCUAAUCCAGUGCACCCAGCUUCUUUCACCGUCAGCUGAUCCUAGUUAUGUUAUGACCUAUAUCAAUCAUAGUUUCCCUCAGCACCGACGAUAUUUGUGUGCAGGUGCAUUGACAUUAAUGCAUGGCCAAGCAGAAAACAUUAACACCGGGAACCUGGGACGCGUGCUGAAGGAAUUUUCUCCUGAAGAGGUGACAGCUAACAUUUACACAAUGGUGGAUGUUCUGCUUCAUCACAUGCAGGUGGAGCUCCAGCAAGGACAUUCCUUACAGGACCUUCUAUCAAAAGCUUGUGCAACCAUUGCCUUCUUUGUCUGGACACACGAGUUACUUCCUUUGGAUAUCUUGCUUUUAGCACUUAUUGAUCGCGAUGAUGACCCACAUGCUUUGCGUGUUGUGAUUAGUCUACUUGAUAGACAAGAGCUUCAGCAAAGAGUGAAACUCUUCUGUAUUACACAUGGCCCCCAUGAACAUUGGCUUUACACAGGAGUAUACAAGCGGGUAGAGGUACAAAAGGCUCUUGGAAAUCACCUCUCAGGGAAGGAUAGGUUCCCUGUGUUCUUUGAUGAUAUUGCAGCACGUUUGCUUCCAGUCAUCCCCUUUAUUAUUUAUAGACUUAUUGAAAAUGAUGCUAUGGAUCCAGCAGACAGAAUACUGUGCAUGUAUUCUACAUUACUUGCUUACCACCCUUUUAGAUUUACGUUUGUUCGUGAUAUACUUGCAUACUUCUAUGGUCAUCUUCCUCCAAAGCUUAUUGUCCGUAUACUCAAUGUACUUGAUAUCAGCAAGAUUCCCUUCUCAGAGUCAUUCCCGCAGCAACUAACUUCACCAAAUCCUGCUGUGUGUCCUCCUCUGGAUUAUUUUGCAACUCUGUUAUUGGGGUUAGUGAAUAAUGUUAUCCCACCAUUGCAUAACAAUUCAAAAUCUGGAUCAAUGGUAGAUGCAACAAAACAUAACAAGCCUCCAGCUAUGUCUCAGUCUGGAACAGCAAAUUCUUCUGAGGGCCAGAAGGCAUUCCACCAAAUUCAGGAUCCUGGCACAUAUACUCAACUAGUUCUCGAGACAGCUGUCCUUGAAAUACUUUCCCUUCCUGUAUCUGCCUCUCAGAUAGUGCAAUCUCUUGUUCAGAUUAUUGUUAAUAUACAACCAACACUGAUACAGUCCAACGGUGGUCUCCAGAGUGGUUCAACAGGGCAAGGUUCAGUUUUACCAACAUCGCCUUCAGGGGGAAGCUCAGAUUCUCUUGGGGCAAGCAGAUCAACUCCUUCAAAUCCUGGAAUAAAUACAUCUAAUUUUGCUUCACGAAGCGGUUAUACAUGCCAACAACUGUCUUGCUUGUUAAUCCAAGCUUGUGGCCUCCUACUGGCUCAGCUUCCUUCCGAUUUUCACUUUCAGCUUUACUUGGAGACGACACGAGUUAUAAAAGAAAACUGGUGGCUUACAGAUUGGAAAAGGUCACUUGGUGAAAUAGACUCUGCCGUUGGCUAUGCUUUGUUAGAUCCAACUUGGGCUGCACAGGACAAUACCUCAACAGCUAUUGGGAAUAUUGUUGCCUUGCUUCAUUCUUUCUUCAGUAACCUCCCUCAGGAAUGGUUAGAAGGGGCGCAUGUUAUCAUCAAGCAACUUCAGCCCAUAAAAUCAGUUGCAAUGUUGAGGAUAGCAUUUCGUAUCAUUGGUCCACUCCUUCCAAAACUUGCCAAUGCUCAUUCACUGUUCAUCAAGACUCUGUCAUUACUCUUAAGCAUACUUGUGGAUGUAUUUGGAAAAAACUCCCAACCACCAGCUGCCGUUGAAGCAUCGGAAGUAGCUGAUCUCAUUGACUUCCUCCAUCACGCCGUCCAUUAUGAAGGUCAGGGAGGACCAGUGCAAGCUAGCAGCAAACCUAGACCAGAUGUUUUGGCUCUUAUUGGAAGGGCGUCAGAGAACCUUCGUCCGGACAUUCAGCAUCUGCUUUCACACCUAAAACCUGAUGUGAAUUCUUCUGUAUAUGCUGCAUCUCAUCCAAAGUUGGUACAGAAUCCGACUUAGGCGGUAGAGUAUACCCUCAGCAAGUCAGGGUAAGUGGUAGUCUCGCUAACAUUUUUGUACAUGGGGCCUGUUUAGUGUUAAGAAGUGGGAAUGCCUCCAGGACUGAACAUGUUUCUUUAAAAGCAUGUUGUGAAGUACAAUCCGGUGACAAACUGACGACAGAAUCUAGAUCUUGUAAUUAAGAACCCAACUUAGAUUUUACACUUGUAUUUCUUCCAAAGUGUCGAUGUAUAUAUAUGUUGCAAUGUUUUCUGUGAAACUUAGGUACUAGGUAAUGCCUCAUCAAUUUUCUUCAGGAGUUACUGUGCAUGUACGCCUCUUCAUCAUCAAUCCAUAUAUUAAGCUAAGAGGAUGCUUUUGGUGCA